Messenger RNA from Acaulospora colombiana, 132 nucleotides. NCBI's taxonomy places the organism in Eukaryota, Fungi, Glomeromycota, Glomeromycetes, Diversisporales, Acaulosporaceae. The record is from the annotation of a GenBank genome assembly.
AUGUUACUCGGUGACCUUUCACUGAGUGUAUGCAUAUUAAGUAUGAGUUUCAAUAGCGAAUUAUAUAACAAUGCAUGGAACAAAGAAUUUGCUCUGUUAUACCAUAAUAAAUACCCUGCAAUAAGUCAAUGA